This is a messenger RNA of Ceraceosorus guamensis, 408 nucleotides long. RefSeq lists its product as hypothetical. The coding region runs from base 1 to 408 and encodes 135 amino acids. The transcript has a single exon. The record is from RefSeq and is a predicted model, not a curated record. NCBI's taxonomy places the organism in Eukaryota, Fungi, Basidiomycota, Exobasidiomycetes, Ceraceosorales, Ceraceosoraceae.
AUGUCGAACAAUGCAACCCAGACCAGUCUGAGUCAAGAGACGCUCAAGAGCAUAGACGAAAACAACAAGCUACUGCGUGAAGACGCGCUAGCAGCGCGGACACACUUGACGAAUCUGCACCUGGAAAAGAUGUUUGCAAACGACAAUUCUGAUGUCGAGUACGAGUGCCUUGAGUGCUACGAUCACAAGAAGGGCGAAUUGAAGAUCAAGGGCUGGAUAGCAUACAAGGAGCAUCAGGCUGGCGCACAUUGCUCGGCCGGACAACGGUGGGAGUGCCGAAAAUGUGGCGAGACGUUCGCACUGUACAAUCAGGCUUUGAGACACCUCAGCCCAAAGACGAACACCACCAUGUGCAUCUGGCUCGACUUGUCUCCAGCCGAAGCGCAGACGACCGGCUAUCGCAAGUGA